Messenger RNA from Penicilliopsis zonata CBS 506.65, 1180 nucleotides. RefSeq lists its product as hypothetical. Gene Ontology annotation, cellular component: lipid droplet; endoplasmic reticulum. The transcript has 6 exons. Gene Ontology annotation, molecular function: acylglycerone-phosphate reductase (NADP+) activity; triacylglycerol lipase activity. NCBI's taxonomy places the organism in Eukaryota, Fungi, Ascomycota, Eurotiomycetes, Eurotiales, Aspergillaceae. Bases 112 to 1005 code for a protein of 297 amino acids. The record is from RefSeq and is a predicted model, not a curated record. Gene Ontology annotation, biological process: phosphatidic acid biosynthetic process; triglyceride catabolic process.
GCCCCUGGUAACUAUCAUUGAGCAGCUUCAAUUCUUCCUCACAGUGGUGCUGAAAAACAGCUUGAUAAAUUUCUUUUCUCAAAAAUCUACCAUCCAAUCCGGAAAAAAAUAAUGGAUAUUGUAACUGACAGCCGCAAAUCGGUGCUGAUCACGGGAUGUUCUCCUGGUGGUAUAGGAAACUCUCUUGCGCGGGAGUUUCACAGACACGGCUUGCGUGUCUUUGCCACAGCACGCGAUGCAAAAGCACUCGAUGACCUUGCAGAGCUCGGGAUAGAGACAUUGGAUCUUGUCGUCGAUGACGAAGGAAGUGUCAAAGCAUGCUUUCUUGAGGUGGAAAAGAGGCUUGGGACGAGGGGACUAGACUAUUUAUACAACAAUGCAGGCAGAAACUGCACGGUGCCUGCUACGGAGGUACAGCUCUCCGAGGCUCGACAAACCUUCGAGACAAACUUCUUUGCCGUGAUCAAUAUCUGCCAGACAUUCCUGCCACUUCUUAUUAAGGCAAAGGGUACUAUUGUGCAAACUGGCUCUGUUGCUGGGAUUGUUCCAUAUGUUUUUGGGUCUGUCUACAACGCUUCCAAGGCAGCCCUUCACUCAUUCAGCGACACCCUCCGCGUCGAGUUGGCUCCAUUUGGCGUCAAUGUUACGACCGUGGUUACUGGCGGUGUGCAGUCUCGCAUUGCGCGGACAAAACGGACUCUGGCGCCAAACUCCCUCUAUGAGCCCAUCAAGGAUUUCUACGCUCGGCGCGUGGUCCACAGCCAGGAAAAUGCUAUGCCGCAUGCCACUUACGCACGCAGCGUCGUUAACCAGGUGCUUUACGGAUCUGCUCCUUGGCGUUGGCUUUGGCCAUGGGCUGUUGGCCGUAAACACUGGAUCUGGGAGGGCAAUCGGAGCUGGCAAAUUUGGCUCGUGAGUGGCGGUUGGGCCUGGUGUGACGUUUUUGGUCGAGUCCUCACUCGGAUGUUCGGUUUGUACAAACUGAAGCGUGUUGGUUCUAGGUAAAGGGGUUUGGUUAGAUAUCCAGCGGGGAAUCUUCUUUAUUUCCUGUUUCUGAUCUUGAUACGUUUCCUGUCGCGUUUGAGGUACUUGCUUCGCCCACGAAAGCCAAGUGGUUUGUAACGUAGCUUGUUCAUGCUAGUUGGUAGUGAGAAACGUCCUUGCGUACUAUCUUGACCCG